This is a messenger RNA of Trichobilharzia regenti, 1548 nucleotides long. Lineage: Eukaryota; Metazoa; Platyhelminthes; Trematoda; Strigeidida; Schistosomatidae. The record is from the annotation of a GenBank genome assembly.
AUGAUGACAAAGACUGUCUGUUGCUGUCUUGGAGUCGUUUUAACAGAAAUACUUUUGGGCGCUGGUGGGAAGGUUCAUACUACGUCCUUGGAGACUCUUCCUUGCUUAUUAAACGCAUUGUUUAGUUUCGAUAAUGUGGAUAGUCAAUUGGCAAUUAAUUGUGAUGCAAAAAAACUUGCUUCACUUUCCAAUGGAUCUGAACCGUCAAAGUAUGUACUGGCUGUAAGUUACUCUCUCGCACAGCUAGUUGAGAGAAGUCCUUCUUCAGAACAACUUGGUUUCGUAAUUCGUCAUUUGGAAGUUCUUUGUCGACGUCUGUCAGAUAUGCAUAAUCCUCAGUAUUUUCAGGAGUAUCUUUCAGUGUUGACCAGCUUCAUCCACUCAUUGGCAAAAUUUGAGUUUAUGUCUUCAUUUGAAGAGGAAAUUGAGAAGAUUCUUACUACUCUGCUAGCCUGCUGUUCAUCCCCUAAUGUAAUGGAUUUAUGCUGCGUAUUUUUGCAACAUAUAUCUGGAAGAUAUAAUCCCUUCGAAUUUAUCAGAUCAGUGGUUCAAAGUAAAGCUCAGAGCUACGAAAACAAAUUUAAAUUCCUUAAAAACCUAGCUAACUGGGAAUAUUUUGAUAGGGAUGUUUGCCCAAAUCUCACAGUUUUACUUUUGGAUGUCCAUACCUUUCGGAGGAAUGAUUCUCAGUCCACGCAUGCUUUAUGUAUUUUCGAUGUGCUGCUACGUAUUGGACUUAUUAAAGAUUUAUUUGAAGAAGAAUUAUAUUUCCAAUAUGGUGACAGUUUAUCUGCUACAUUUUCCAUUGAUUUCACUUGUUGUGAUACCUUAUUGGAUAGAUGUGAUUUCUCUGUUGUCGAUUGGUUUGUGUCACCUCUUAGAACUCUGGUAGAUGAUGAUUCCUUCGGGCGUAGAAAAUGUUGCGGUUGCUCUGUUGAUGCGCUGGUUCCAAACUGGGUUACUGUAUUGUGUUUACCACACAUUAGACCUUUACCAUUGGAACAAGUUAACGAACUGUUAACAAAAGCGUUUGAAAACCUUAUAAUUGCCCUGCCUAAUUUGAGUGAAUCCGACAAAACAGAUUUACAUUUGAACAAGGUGGAAAAGCAAUGCAUACUCCGAUUAUUGGCAGUUGUUGAAGCUGUACAUAAACUCCGUCCAACAACACUGCAGUUAUUUAGAAGUUGCGGACUGUUUGCUACCGCCGAAUGCUUCAGUAAAUUAAUUUCCAUUGCAAGAGCUGUGCACUUUUCCGAUAGUGGAUUUUCCUGCAUCCUACUGAGAAUUGUUGAUAUUGUCAUCCACCUGUUUGUCAUCGACUGUGAUAUAAAUCGGAUCUCUGUAAUAAAUGCUUCUGGAGAUAAAUUAUCUGACAUUCUGAUGCCUUUGUUAGCAUCGAAUAGUCAUCAGAUACGACUUCAUGUUUUACGAAUCCUAUCUGUUAUUUAUAGUGAUAUAAUAGAUUCUGCAAACAAUGUUCCUGGCAGUAUUCAGUUACUACUGUUCAUCCCCAUACUGUUGUACAUAGUAUCAUUGAAAGAUGUUUGA